Messenger RNA from Trichomycterus rosablanca, 1926 nucleotides. RefSeq names its product stress-induced phosphoprotein 1 (gene stip1). The record is from RefSeq and is a predicted model, not a curated record. Gene Ontology annotation, molecular function: Hsp90 protein binding. NCBI's taxonomy places the organism in Eukaryota, Metazoa, Chordata, Actinopteri, Siluriformes, Trichomycteridae. The transcript is spliced from 14 exons. The coding region runs from base 73 to 1701 and encodes 542 amino acids.
CAUAUUUUGCGAGGUGGGCGGAGCAUCGGAACUGUCGUCUCACAGUAGGUUCUGGAACCUCAUGGUCAAAACAUGGAGAACGUAUCUCAGCUAAAAGACCAGGGCAAUAAGGCGCUGAGCGCAGGGAAGAUUGAUGAGGCGGUUCGCUGCUACACCGAGGCUCUGGCAAUAGACCCAAACAACCAUGUCCUCUUCAGCAACCGAUCUGCUGCCUAUGCCAAGAAAGGCGAUUACGAGAACGCCCUGAAGGAUGCCUGCCAGACCAUUAAGAUCAAGCCAGACUGGGGCAAGGGUUACUCACGAAAGGCUGCAGCCUUGGAGUUUCUGGGGAAGUUUGAAGAUGCCAAAGCAACCUACCAGGAAGGUCUCAGACAAGAGCCUUCUAACCAGCAACUAAAGGAAGGGCUUCAGAACAUUGAAGCACGUCUAGCAGAGAAGAAAAUGAUGAACCCCUUUUCCAUUCCUAAUCUGUAUGAGAAGCUAGAGGCAGACUCCCGUACCCGAGCCCUGCUGGCUGACCCCAGUUACAAAGAGCUGCUUGAACAGCUUCGCCAGAAACCAUCCGAACUCGGCACGAGGUUGCAGGACCCACGAGUAAUGACAACCCUAUCAGUGCUGCUCGGUUUUGACCUGGCCGGCAUGGACGAAGAAGAGGAGCCGACUCCACCACCGCCUCCGAAACCCAAAGGGACAGCCCCACCCCCUCCCAAGGAGGAAGACCUCCCAGAGAACAAGCGUUUGGCGCUGAAGGAGAAAGGGCUCGGAAACACAGCGUACAAGCAGAAGGACUUUGAGACUGCACUCAAACACUAUGAGGAGGCAUGCAAACACGACCCAACCAACAUGACCUAUCUGUCCAAUCAGGCCGCUGUGUUCUUUGAAAAAGGAGAGUUUGACAAAUGUAGAGAGCUUUGUGAAAAAGCUAUUGAGGUGGGCAGAGAGAAUCGUGAGGAUUACAGACAAAUUGCCAAGGCUUACGCCAGAAUUGGCAACUCCCACUUCAAACAGGAGCAGUAUAAGGAGUCCGUUCAAUUCCUUAACAAGAGUCUGACAGAGCACCGCACCCCUGAGGUGCUGAAGAAGUGCCAGCUGGCCGAGAAAAUACUGAAAGAACAGGAGAAACUGGCCUACGUCAACCCAGAACUGGCACUAGAGGAGAAGAACAAGGGCAAUGAAGCCUUUCAGAUAGGGGACUACCCUCUUGCCAUGAAGCACUAUACAGAGGCCAUUAAGAGGAACCCAAAUGAUGCCAAGCUGUUCAGCAACAGAGCAGCCUGCUACACCAAACUGCUGGAGUUCCAACUGGCCCUCAAGGAUUGUGAGGACUGCAUCACACUGGAGCCCACCUUCAUUAAAGGAUACACACGUAAGGCAGCAGCACUGGAGGCAAUGAAGGACUACUCUAAAGCCAUGGAUGCUUACCAAAAAGCUUUGGAACUGGAUUCAAACUCCAAGGAGGCCACAGAGGGAAUGCAGCGCUGCAUGGUUAGUCAGGCUGUGAGGAAUGAUAGCCCGGAGGAUGUGAAGCGGCGAGCCAUGGCUGAUCCCGAGGUCCAGCAGAUCAUGAGCGACCCUGCUAUGAGGAUGAUCCUUGAGCAGAUGCAGAAAGACCCUCAGGCCCUUAGCGACCACCUGAAGAACCCAGUUAUUGCUCAGAAGAUUCAGAAACUAAUCGAUAUCGGUCUCAUAGCCAUCCGGUGAUCGUAGAAAGAGCAGUGGAGAACCAGGGCUACCACCAUCUUCCAGAUCAACACCGCCACAAGACCACAGAGGAAGGACGAUGCCAUUCCAGACAGCAUUUAGUUUACCAAACUGUACACCCACAACUAGUCCCCUAUCCUUCUAUGAAAGCUUUUUUCAGUGUAAGGCCUUAGUGUUAUGUUCAUUUAAUGUAUAUGAAACAUUAAAGCAUCACUGUUCAAUUUG